AUGGCAUACGAUAGAGAUCUAUCGGAGCCCUCCGGAGAAAAAACAGCUCCGUCGACAGAACGGGAAUGGCGUCUAUUCGAGCGUCAGUAUGGACGUUGGCUAAAGGACAACGCUUAUACGAUAUCUGCUGAAGAAGGAAAACUAUUUAAGAGCGCAACGUACACCUGUUUCGGGGCGGGAUUAUGCGGCGGCAUUGUCACGAGUUUGGCUCUGAACAGGUCAAAGGUGAUCAGCCGCGUGGCCACUCGCCGAGUAUUAUCCGCAUUCGUUGCUUUGUACUCUACCGCUAUAUGCAUAAAUCGUAAGCGCAGAUCUGUAUAUACUGAAUUGCUAAAUUCGCCGGGCCGUUUAGGAAAUGCAGCCCGCCAUAUUCUUAUCGAAACACAAGACCACUUAGCAACGCCCGCUGAAACCAAAACACGUACGGAGGAUCUAUUUGCAAAUAAAUCGUCCGUAUUGGACCGCAUCGGCGAUUAUGAACCUCCCGAGAAAGUACACCCAGGUCGCAUGGAGGUCUUAGAUCCCCAUUCAAAUGAGUAA
Molecule: messenger RNA, 540 nt
Organism: Babesia ovata
Lineage: Eukaryota; Apicomplexa; Aconoidasida; Piroplasmida; Babesiidae
Product: hydroxymethylbilane synthase, putative
Exons: 2
Coding region: 1-540 (179 amino acids)
Source: RefSeq, a predicted model, not a curated record